UCUUAAAACCAAAACAACCUAGGUGUUUAGACUUUUAGAGUAACCAUUCGGUAACAUUUUAAUUUUCGAAUUGUUUGAGAAAGUUUUCUUCAAUCUUAAUUAUUAUCAUGCUUAAUUGAGCACUAAUGAGCAGUUACAUUUACAAUUAGUUGGUAUCGUCAAAUCUUUAAUGAAGAUGCCUAAUCAUUAAUCAUUUCAUUUUAGUGUUUUGGUGUUUGGUUAUUACUACCUAUUUUAGUGAAACCUGAACAUUAUGUUUUCGUUAAUAAAAUGUUUCUGUGUUCUACAUUUAGUGUUGUUGAGUUUAUCAACUUUGGCAAUUGAAAAAGGAACUUCAUUUCAAUUACAGGAACACAAUGUACCAAUGCCAGUUGAUGUUAUUAAUGUAAAAUCUUCUGAUAACUCCGAUAAACACAAAAAGUGGACUGGUAGAUAUUUACCCGACCGUUCACAUGAAGAAAAUUAUGGUAGUAUCUCAAAAAUUGUUACUGAAAAUGAAGAUUUUGCUGUGUAUACUGUGCCGGAACAAAAGAAAAGCAUGGUAACAAUGGGAUCUAUGGAUAUCAAUUCUACGUGUGACGAUGGAAAGACAAAUUUGACAAGAGAUUGGGAUGGAUCAUUUUACAAUUAUACGUGCAUGUUGAGUGAUGCUUUGCCGGUAUCUGAUAUUCGACCAUUAUUGGAUAGAGAUUUAGUGCCUAAAUAUUAUGUGGCUAAUCAUGUGUGCAUGAAAGAAUCAAUAUCUUACAAUCAUGAUAUUCCCUCAUUUGGUUCACAUCGUCCUGCUUGGGCCAGAUAUGGCGAAUAUAAAUUUUUACCAAAACAAAGAUGGUUACACAAUUUAGAGCAUGGAUCAGUUGUAAUGUUAUACCAUCCAUGCACUCAUCCAGUUUUAGUCCAACGUAUGCGAACAGUUUUAAAGUCAUGUCUUUUCAGGCAUAUUAUUACUCCGUAUAAUUUGGUGCCUGAAGAUAGGCCAAUUGUCCUUGUUACUUGGGGUAACAGACUGUACAUGAAUGAUGUGGAUACAAAGCUAGCAGUAGAUUAUAUAAAAAAGUAUGCAAAUCAUGCUAAGGAAACCACAGCUAGAGAUGGACAAUAUGAUCAUUUAUUGAUUGAGCCAGCUGAAUUAAUUUCACCAGAUGAUGUAAAUAUUUGCCCAACCCCACACAAACGCAAAAAUAGAAUAUAAUAUAAUAUGUUACACUGGUUUUAGUAUAUAACAAACGUCUUAAUGUAAUAAGGUACCUACUUAAAAUUUGUUGAACUAUUAUUAUAGUCACUCAAGUAUACUGUCCAAUGUGUAGUAUAUUUUAAUAAGUUAAAAAUAAAUUUUAUAUUAAAUGUUAUUUUGUAUUUAAACUAGUUAAUCUUAAGAUAAAGGAUCAAAUAAUCUUAACAAAAACAAUUUAGUUCUUAAUUUGUAUAUUAUCUUUUAUUAUUUCAAAUUAAAUACAUUUUUUUUUCCUUCA
Molecule: messenger RNA, 1472 nt
Organism: Myzus persicae (green peach aphid)
Lineage: Eukaryota; Metazoa; Arthropoda; Insecta; Hemiptera; Aphididae
Exons: 8
Coding region: 254-1192 (312 amino acids)
Cellular component (GO): cytoplasm
Source: RefSeq, a predicted model, not a curated record